AUGACAGCAGACGCCCCCGAGCCCAAAGCUAAUGCUGCAAUUCAGUUCACCAAACAAGCAGAGAAGCUGUCACUGCAAAGGCAAGAUGUACAAAACCCAGACCCAGACCCUACUACGGCCAUCAAGGCUCGGUUCAUCACACCGCAGGAUCCGGUGAUUGAAACUGCGAAUGGCGAAAGGCUACCAACCGUGCCAUUGAAAGAGGCUAUCGAAUUGAACAAAAGAAGAGAAAGACUUGAAGAGCAUGAGUCAAGAAUCUCAUCACACACCGGGAGAAGAUUGUCUGGGUCCGAAGACUCGUUGUCUGAGGCAUCGAGCAAAAAUGAUGGAAAUGCAGCGCAAUCGUCACAACCAGGAGCUUCAUUUCGCUCAGCAAUACCGCCCCAGCGGACGCAUCCUCUAUUCCCCGACCUUCCACUCUAA
Molecule: messenger RNA, 423 nt
Organism: Bacidia gigantensis
Lineage: Eukaryota; Fungi; Ascomycota; Lecanoromycetes; Lecanorales; Ramalinaceae
Exons: 1
Coding region: 1-423 (140 amino acids)
Source: RefSeq, a predicted model, not a curated record